Messenger RNA from Capsaspora owczarzaki ATCC 30864, 1919 nucleotides. RefSeq lists its product as hypothetical. The record is from RefSeq and is a predicted model, not a curated record. The coding region runs from base 82 to 1827 and encodes 581 amino acids. Lineage: Eukaryota; Filasterea; Ministeriida; Capsasporidae. The transcript has 5 exons.
CCUCUUCGUCGGCUUCCUUUCAGUUUGACCACCGCUGGAGUUUUUCUUCUUCUUUCUUCCUUCUUCCAUCUUCAGACUUGAAUGAGCGACGAGCAACGAUCGCUGCUUGACGGCGGUGUCAACGGCGGCCACGAGGGUCUUUCCAAGUCUGGCGCACGAGCCAACGGCUACAGUCCAAUGGUCGCCUACGCAUUCACCGUCAACAUGAUCAUUGGCGCAGGCAUUCUCGGGUUGCCGUUCGCAUUCUACAACGGUGGCGUGGUGCUGAGCAUCAUCCUGCUGUUCAUUGCCAGCUUCCUGUGCUUUGUCACGCUGUGCUUUCUGAUCGAGGCAUGUGCACGCGCGGAGGCGUUCGCGGACACCCUCGAUGGGUUUGCCGAGCCAAUGGCAAUCAACGAUCGCAAUGACAGCGAGCACGCUGCGCUCGUCAGGCCUGCCGCGUCGUCGGCAACUAACCGCCUGUCGUCGCACGGCACGUUCAGCUCAUCCUACUCUGCCAGACUCGCCGCGUCCAAUUCCGCAGUGUCGUCCGCGCAGGCGGCAGAAGAGCUCGCCAUGGUGCAAGAGCGCAUGACGAUCGGCUACUCUGGUCGCAAGUUUGAGGUCAGCGAGCUGUGUGGGCUGUUCUUGGCCAUCUACGUCGAGCCGAGCUCGUGGUGGGCUCGCUUUGCCGAUGCAAACGGCUUCAUCCACCCCGUCCGGCGCUUUUACGAGCUCUCCAUCUUUUUGUACAACUGCGGCGCAAUGUGGCUGUACAGCUCCAUCUUUGCCUCGGCGCUUUCGGUGGUCAUUCCGCUCACGUUCCUUUCGGGCUACCAUUCCGUCCAGCCUGAUAUCGGCACUGUCUGCCAGACGGUCACGUCCUCGGGCGCCGACGCGUACUGCGUCCACGCAUACUACUUUUUCCUUGCCCUCUAUGCCACCAUCAUGAUUCCGAUUGUGUGUCUCGACCUCACGGCCCAGCGCAAGCUGCAAAUGUCUCUGACUCUGUUCGCUUUCUUUUGCAUGAUUGUCAUGAUCAUUACGGUGCUCGUCGCUGUGGACCACGCGCCCUACUCGACCGCCCUGCCCAACGUCAGCACUUCGGCCCCGUACUUUGACACGUCUCGAUUGUUUGAGAUUAGCGGAUUUGGCAAGAUUUUCACGACGGCCAUUGUCGCGCAGGUCGCUCACCCAGGUGCGCCUGGCUUUGUUGUGCUCGUCCGCGAUAAGAUGAAGACGCGCCGCAUCUUUGGCGCCGCGUUGAGCUCCACCUUCCUGUUUUACGCUCUCCUGUCGGCACUCUGCGCCAUGUACUUUUCCGACAGUGUGCAAAGCGUUGUGACCCUAAACUGGAAGACCUACUCUGGCGAAGCCUCGACUGGUGAGUCGACCCCAGUGUGGGCGCAGGUCGUCUCCUACCUCAUUGUGCUCUUCCCGACCAUCACCGUCAGUGCCGCCUUCCCGCUGUAUGCGAUUUCCCUCGCCGAGUCCCUGGCGAACGCUGCACCAGCAUCCCUCCUGCAAAAGAUUUCCCGCAAGAAGCUCAACUAUGUUUUGCGCAUUAGUCUCGCGCUGCUGGCCAUUGGCGGUGCCGCGUUGGUCCGAGACGUGAGCAAAGUGCUCGAGUUUGAAGGCCUGUUCGGGUUUGUUUUGGCCUUCUUUGCGCCAUGUCUGUUGCAAUACUUCUCCAAGCGUGUGUGCAUCCGAAGAUUUGGCCCGGCAGCAGAAAAGACACCGUAUUCUUGGCACUUUUCGCACGACGGAUACGCCAUCGGCAUCAUGGUAGUGACGUUUGGAUGUUUUGUAUACUCGCUAUACACUGUCAUUCUCGACUACUCAAGUUGAUAAUGGGGGCUGCUGUUAUUUGCUCGAAAUUGUGAUUGUCGUUUCAUGUACUCUCUUCCGUGACAAAAAAACACAACGUGCUAUAUUUUACA